AUGGCGUCGAGCAGUUCUAACAAUGCCCCGUCUUCGGGCGACGGAGGCCAGGAAAAGCAGAAGAUGCUGCUUUCUUCGGAACAUGGCCACUUUAGCUUGAUCAAAGCUCUCCAUCUUGCCGAUCUAGUUACUGAACUUAAUGUCAUGUCCGUUUUCUCGUCUAUGCGCUAUUGUCUCGGCGAGCCCACUGAAUACGGUGCCAUCUGGGCCGCCCUUGGCUUCAUGCCUUUCGGCCUGUUCUUCGACUUCAUGGACGGAAAGAUUGCGCGCUGGCGCAAGAAGUCCUCCCUGAUGGGCCAGGAGCUCGAUUCGCUCGCUGAUUUGAUCUCCUUCGGCCUCGCUCCCGCCGCUGCAGCUUUCGCGCUUGGGAUUCGUACAUCUCUCGACCACCUCUUCCUCGCGUUCUUCGUUCUCUGUGGUCUGACCCGCCUGGCUCGGUUCAAUGUGACAGUUGCUGUUUUGCCUAAGGAUAAGACCGGAAAGUCAAAAUACUUCGAAGGCACCCCCAUCCCCACAACCCUGGCAAUCGUCUCUCUCAUGGCCUACUGGGUCUCCCAAAGCUGGACCCAUGAGAACAUCCCUCUUGGCCUCGUUGCGGAGGGUACGAUCUUUGAAUUCCACCCGGUUGUGCUCAUGUUCACUCUGCAUGGAUGUUUGAUGGUUAGCAAGACCAUCCACAUCCCCAAGCCGUGA
Molecule: messenger RNA, 693 nt
Organism: Penicillium atrosanguineum
Lineage: Eukaryota; Fungi; Ascomycota; Eurotiomycetes; Eurotiales; Aspergillaceae
Product: CDP-diacylglycerol-serine O-phosphatidyltransferase
Exons: 5
Coding region: 1-693 (230 amino acids)
Biological process (GO): phospholipid biosynthetic process
Cellular component (GO): membrane
Molecular function (GO): phosphotransferase activity, for other substituted phosphate groups
Source: RefSeq, a predicted model, not a curated record